Molecule: messenger RNA, 591 nt
Organism: Ceutorhynchus assimilis (cabbage seed weevil)
Lineage: Eukaryota; Metazoa; Arthropoda; Insecta; Coleoptera; Curculionidae
Source: the annotation of a GenBank genome assembly
AUGAAUGUCACAGCAGUUCAAGACGAACGAGGUCCAAGAAAACCCAAACUAUUAACCGCAAUGAUAACCGAACGUUUUUUUUCAUCUACAAACAAUCAUACCGCCUACGAAACUGUAGCGCACGUAUUUUUAUUUACAAUAAAACAGGUGCGCUAUAAUUCAGGUUUUGGCCUACUGAAUCGACAAUCGCAAAAUAAAAUUUUGGGCCAACAAUGGGCCGCCGUGCUAAGUUUCAGAUUGGCUUAUUGGACUAGUAACAUGGACCAUGUUUUGCCUUAUUUACAAACAACUAUCAAGCAUUUUCAGGAAUUGAAAUUGGACAUAAAUGAGAGGGAGUUUUUUGAAAAUACUAUUUUAUGCAGGAAAGAUGUGCUUGUUGAUGAUUUAAAGGAGAGUGCCUUAGCGGAAGUGCUACAAGAAAAAGCUGUUGAUGGUUUGUAUGCUAAAAAUUUGAUGGAUAAAAAGAGGUUUUUAAAAAUACUCCUGUCUAUAUCUGUAUUGUAUAAUUGUAGCUCUGAAUGUUUAUAUUCUCACUUGUUUAAGCCUAUUAUUGGGGAAGUGUCUAUGGAAUCAAUAAUAGCUACAAUUUAA